This is a messenger RNA of Podarcis lilfordi (Lilford's wall lizard), 12845 nucleotides long. NCBI's taxonomy places the organism in Eukaryota, Metazoa, Chordata, Lepidosauria, Squamata, Lacertidae. The record is from the annotation of a GenBank genome assembly.
AUGCAGCCAAGCCCCACAGAACUCAAUGUGCAUCAAGGUACACACAACUGCAAUCUGGUAUGUCCUUACUAGAGAACAACUCUCCUCUGAUCGCAACUCAUCUAGGGUUGUGAUGCCAUACUCCAGUCCCACAUAUUUACCUUGGCAGUGAAUGGGGUUUUCUUCUGAGUAGUUCCGCAUGGGAUCCAAUUGCAUGUGCGCUAGAUUUCACUGUAUAUAAGGGAGACCUUGGAGCAACCCCACAAUUGUCUAACCUUGGCUCCCAUAGAAUUUGGAUUUGAUAUCCCGCUUUAUCACUACCCUAAGGAGUCUCAAAGCGGCUAACAAUCUCCUUUCCCUUCCUCCGCCACAACAAACACUCUGUGAGGUGAGUGAGGCUGAGAGACUUCAGAGAAGCGUGAUUAGCCCAAGGUCACCCAGCAGCUGCAUGUGGAGGAGUGGAGACGCGAAUCCAGUUCCCCAGAUUACGAGUCUACCGCUCUUAACCACUACACCACAUUGGCUCUCACCAGUUCAGGUUGGGGGUCACAACCAAAAGACUUCAGCCAGGAGAUAGAAGCAAAACAGCAGCCAGUGGGCCUGAUCUUUAUUGUUGCAACAAGACUUCAAACUACCCCACAGAAGAAGCAGAGAGAAGCCCCAGACAAUGGUUACAUCCGUAUUUUAAAGUUUCCUAAAGUUUCCCAUAAUACAUUUCUGGAAGCAUCAUCAAGACAUCACAGAUAUGUCAGAGAAAAAGUUGUGUUCUCAGGUAGAACCUGAGAUCCAGGCACAGCCCUGUCACUCAAAUAUACUCCAUCAGAGUACAAAGGAAAGCAUUUAUAGUUCCCUGGUCCCUGAGUCAAGUCAAAUACCCCACUUUGUCUUCAUCCCACUAUGGGGUGGGUAGGCAUUGUGAUUGAGAUGGUUAUCUGCCUGACACUCUUGGGGCAGGAUAUCACCCCUGGACUUGACUACAUCUCAGAGAUUAUGGUGGCCUCACUCACCCCUCCCCUUACACCUCACUUCCUUGGGUCCUAAAUGCCAUUGGAACAUUGACACCACGAUGCGUUUUCUUAUGAUUUCCUAAAGUUUCCCCAUUGAGCCAGUGCAUAGUUUAUCAAUGAACUGCUAUAUUUGGUAAUGUGCAGCUGAGGCUUUGUCUUUGCCGCCUAGUGCGGAGAGGCAAGGCUGGGGGGGGAGGGGUGCCUCUCACCCCUUUUCCAGUUUCCCGGUAACAACUGUCAGAGACCCGAGCAAAACAGGGACCAUAUUUUUUUAAGGGGGGAAUCCGGGGCUAUGCUUGGAAACGGGGCGCGUCGAUGGGGAGGGGGGACGUGGAACGCACGCGAAAAGGAACCCCCGCCCCCCAAGGCCCUGUUAAAGUUGUGGGGUCACUGGGAGGCCAAGGCUCCGCACCGGAGCGAUCGGGAUCGGGGGCGCUCCGGGGCGAUCGCCGCCCCGUCGCCGAGCUUGCGCCCCAAAGGCCCGAUGCGUCUCGGGGAGCAGCGCGCCGGGAAAGGAGGGGGAGAUCGGGGGCGAUGGGCGGGCACAGCGCUUCCGCACCGGCCGGCUAGGCGAGCAGGAGCUCCGACCGGCCCUUCCGCGGGCCCGGGACCGCCGCCGCUGCUCCGCGUGCGCCCCGCCGCCGCCGCCGCCGCCGCCCCGGGGCGCACCAUGGCGCGCUGGCUCCGCGAGCGCCUGCUUUCCGCAGCGCCAAGCCGGCGCCGCCGCAGCCGGAUUACGCGGCGGGCCCCGAGCAGCCCGACCUGCUCGCUGCCUACCGGCUGCAGCGGGAGCGGGACUUCGAAGACCCUACGCGGGCGGCGCCGCCGCCUCCUCCGCGCCCGCCGCCGACCCCGACGGCCGCCGCUGCCGAUCGCCCCGGAGGCGCCUCAUCCGGGUGGAAGCGGCGCAGGCGGCGCAGGCGGCCGAAACAGCCGCGGCCUCCGGGACCGGCGAUGCCCAGGGCCAGCGAGAAAAGGUGGGGCCGCCCUCUCCGUCGGGGGGCUGCCGGGGCGGGAGCCGGAGCCGGAGGUGCCCCUGUUUACACGACGCAAUUUCUCCGGAGGGUGGGGUGGGGUGGGGAGGCUUUCGUUUCAGCCUCCAGCCUGGCUCUGUUUACUCGGAAGUAAGCCUCCAUUGUUCUCCUUGUCCCAGCAAAACGCAAAAAGGAGCCUGGGGACGGGCGGGGCAAGACUUCUCGGCUUCGAUCCCAGACACGUUUCCCCGGAGGUAAGCAGCCGGGAGCCAACUGGGGCUCACCUCCGAGUUCACGUGUAUAGGACCGUGCCCUCGCCCUGCAUGGACCGGAGGCCACCUCGCCGGCAGUUUUGAAGCGGGUCUCUCUCCCAGUUGUUACAAUCGCAAAAUUCCAGAGUUGGAAAGGGGUCCCAGGGUCAUUUAGUCCAACCCCUGCAAGGCAGGAAUUAAAGUGGUCGUGUUGGGUUUUGCAUAGACACGUCCUUGGCUGCUCUUUUUGACUCAUGGCCCUUUGGGCACCACAGGUUACCAGGAUUUGCUUAUCCCCUCCCCCCCCCCGCCCCCUAGAUCACCUGUAGCCCAUGCAAUGCCCUCCAGAUGUUGCUGGGCUCCAACUCCCAUCAGUCCCAGCCAGCAUGGCCAAUGGUCAGGGAGGAUGGGAGUUGGAGUCCAGCAAGACCUGGAGGCCACAGGCUCCUGCCUUACCCCUGCAUUAGAAAGUUACUUCUUGUGUGGCUCCUUUUUGGGGUGUGUGUGUUAUUGAGUUGUUGUUUAUUUUGAUUAUACAGUCAUACCUCGGGUUACAGACGCUUCGGGUUGUGUGAUUUCGGAUUGUGCACCGCGCCGAACCUGGAAGUACCAGAAUGGUUACUUCCAGGUUUUGGCGCUUGUGCAUGUGCAGAAACACUAAAUCGCGCUAUGCGCAGAAGCGCUGAAUCGCGACCCGUGGGUUGUGGGUUGCGAACGUGCCUCUUGCAUGGAUCAUGUUCGCAACCCGAGCGUCCACUGUAUAUUCUGGUUUUUAUGCUGAUCUUUUCUGUGAACCGCCCUGAGACCUCGGGGUAUAGGACAGUAUAUAAAUUCAAUAAAGAAUAAGCAUAAGAACUCAGAAGAGCCAAGUUGAAUCAGGCCAGUGGCCCAAUCUAGUCCACCAUCCUGAUCUUCAGUGGCCAACCAGAUGCCUCUGGGAAAUCGACAAGUGGAUUUUGAGUGCUGUGCAACAGCGCUCUCCUGUGCAGAACCAAACCGCGAAAAUGUUCUGGAAGGCCUGUAAAUGCCACCUUGGUAGGCAAGAUAGCACUGGGACUAAUUGUUAGUUGCUGCAUGAAUGAGUUCACAUAUGUUUAAGCCUUUGCUUUUCAAUGUGCUCUUUGGCUUGCUUUGAUGCGCUGCUGAUCGGUGGGCUUGGGAUGGUUAGCUAGUUGGUAGAGGGGAGGCUUCUCACACUGCCCGCCUGUCAGCUUCUCCCUUAUCGGGGAGAUGGGUGAGAGUCAGGGGUGUCAACUUUAAUAAAAUAUUGGGGGUGGGGGCGGUAAGCCUCUACCCACAUAAUUGAUCACAAAACAUGGCAUGUGCACGUCAUUUGAAUGGCAAUGCCCACAAACUUUUUGGGGUAGGUGGCCCCCUCAGAAAUUUAUUGGGCGGAGGGGGUUGAAGGUACCUUGGCCCCUAGGAGUUGGCUCCUACAGUCAGAGUUGGGAAGGGGCCUGCAAGCCAAGGGUGAGUUAACUGGGCUGUAGAGGCCAGCUUACAUAGCUUGGUUUUGUAUAAAUGCUUUCCUAGGUAUGGACAAGUCAUGUUGACUGCUUGCUGUUUUGGUGUAUAUAUAUAUAUAUAUAUAAAAAACAUUUUCUCUUUUACAGUUUAAAAUAAACAUUUGACAUCCUUAAGAUAUCAAUGACUUCCCUUCUUCUCUUUCCAUGGUUCAUUUUACAUAUUAUAAAUCCCUGCAUAUUUUACAAAAACUAUACCAAUCGGUUUUCCAUUAUUGCAUCUGUCAAAACUUACUUACGCUGUUGAAUUUAUCUUAAUGCUGCCAGCGUUUUCAGCUGUACACAUUUAUUUCCCAUAUAUUCAGUAGAUGUUUUCCAAUCUUCUUUAAACAUAUGUUCUUCUUGUUCUCUUAUAUGUUAAGUCUGCAAGUUGUGCAUAUUCUGUCAACUUAAGUUGCCAUUCUUCUUUGGUUGGGACCUUGCUUGUUUUCCAUUUUGGGGCUAACAAAACACGGGCCGCAGUUGGUGCACACAUAAAUAACUUUUUCUGAACAUUGCCAUCACGACUAUCCUCUAGGAGGUGAAGGAAACUAGCUGCCUUGGCUUUCAGGUUCCAAAAAAUUAUGGAUUUAAAGCACAAAGCGAAAGAGCAAACAUGUUACAAACAAUAGGUAAAAUACAAUGAAACCCAGUACCAAAGUAGAUGGAGCCAUGGCCUGACUCUGUAUAAAACAGCACCGUAUUUUUCUAACUAAUUGGGUCGUCUUCUCUCUUUCAGAUGAUGAUAGUGGAGGACUACGCAGAUCCAUUUGAUACUAGACAAGAAACUAGUUGUCAAACCGGGGAGCAGGAAAGGGUGAAAAGCGAAGGAUAUAUGGAACCGUAUGAAGCUCAGAAGUUGCUGGCGGGUAAAGUACCGUUUUGAUGCUAAGUCUUCUGUGUUUCUUGACCUCCCGGAUCUGGAGUGAGACUAACCUUGCAGUGUUGGAUGGAAAACUUUGAAAUAGGGAACAUAAUGAUGCUCUCUGAUGCAGCUUUCUCUAAUCUGGGUAUUUUGAACUCCGGUUCCCAUCAGUCCCAGCCAGUAUGGUCUGAGACUAUGGGAGCUUUUGUCCAACACAUCUGGAGAGAACUGGGUUGGGGAAGGCUGAGCUAGUGCAAAGACGUCUAUUGAGUGUCAUAUAUGAUCUUUAUUUCAUUAUCUUCUAUUUUCCUACACUCAGUACUUGUUUGUUUCAACCUCAUCCUUCAGUUUAUUGUGUUUCCAGGUUGGCUUCUAUAUGUUCACGAAGCUAGUAGAAAGUAUUUAACAGAAAAAAUCGCAGUAGUGGCAUGCUCAUUGUUCUAGCUGUGAGUUCACAAUUUUGUGAUAUUUUCUGUUUUUUGGGAUUCGAACCACCGACCUUCCGAUCGGCAAGCCCAAGGCUCAGUGGCUUACACCACAGCGCCACCCGUGUCCCUUACUUACUACAUUUAAAUUUCAUCUUUCUUCCAGUGAACUGGAGGCAGAAUAGACAGUUCCUCCCUCGCCUUUUAUCCUCACAGCAACACUGUGAGGAAGGUUAGGCUGAGAUUUUGAUUGAUUUGGUUUGAUUUGUUGUAUUUUUAUGCCGCUUUUCAUUCAAAUGAAUCCCAAAGCGGCUUACAAAAAAUAUGGGGGUGGGAUGAGAUGAUCCUAAGGGUCCCUUCCAACUUAAUGAAAGGAUGAAGACAUAAUAAAACAUAAUAAAAGGUAAAGGGUAAAGGGACCCCUGACCAUUAGGUCCAGUCGUGACCGACUCUGGGGUUGCGGCGCUCAUCUCGCUUUAUUGGCCGAGGGAGCCGGCGUACAGUUUCUGGGUCAUGUGGCCAGCAUGACUAAGCCGCUUCUGGCGAACCAGAGCAGCGCAUGGAAACGCUGUUUACCUUCCCACUGGAGCGGUACCUAUUUAUCUAUUUGCACUUUAACGUGGUUUCAAACUGCUAGGUUGGCAGGAGCAGGGACUGAGCAACAGGAGCUCACCCCGUCGCAGGGAUUUGAACCACCGACCUUCUGAUCGGCAAGUCCUAGGCUCUGUGGUUUAACCCACAGUGCCACCCGUGUCCCAAUAAAACAUAAUGGAACAUCACAAAUACAGUGAUCUAAAAUAAGUAACAAAUCAUCAAGAAAACAAUUACAAUCUAUAAAACGCUAUUAACAAAGCAGCUACUAAAAAUAAGCUAAAUAUCGCAGUUACAACAAAACUCAUGUGAUUAACAAAUCAAUAUGGCAUUUAUAAUCUAUAAAACCAUAUUAUCAACAGUAACAAAACAGCAACUUAAAAAUAAAAUAAAAAGCUGAGCGCUGUUAAAUUCAUACGCACACUCUCCCUGCCCCCAUGACUGAUAAUCUUUCACUCCAGUGAAAGAUUGGGUGGCUGCCAAAAGUUGCCACAGGGAGCUUCAUGGCUGAGUGAAUGUGGAUUCCUCAAGUCCUGUUCUGAUGCAACACCAGAAAUGUGGCAUUGCAUUAAAAAUAAAAACAAAUACGGAAGGAGGCAGUCCUGUUCUGGAAGAAAUUCUCUUCCUUCUCUUCCUCCUCCUAACCAUGUCACUUAACAGUUGCCCCAAAUAUGAAAGUUAAAUUAUGGUCACUGCUGUCUCUGCCUGUCACUACAUAUGAAAAGCAACCUGCAGCAGUCCAGACUGCCAGUAUUUUGCAGGAGGGGCUCAAAUGCAUACUUGAACUGUAGGUUUGGGAAAUUCAAGUGGAUUGAAGUGCUCUGUUACCUUAGUGGAACAAAUCCACUUUUAAAAAAAGCAGCAACUUUGGCUGGUCUCCUUAGAAAAGCUCAAAAACUUUGGGCAAUCUCCUAAUAAAAGUUCCGCCCCAGAUGCCGGCCAGGGUUGCUACGAAUUGUCAGUAGGAAGGUGUGCAAACAGUGCAAAUAAAUCAGGAUGGAUACAGGCGGAAUUCCAGUUGUGGUAUAACUGCCCCGUAAACAAAUCAGAAGGAAGGCUCAAUAAAGACUUGAAUGGCCUCCAAACACCACGUAUGCUUUGUGCAGUCAAUGAAUAUUCAGUAUUCAACAGGUCACUGGAGGAGCCGUUAAUUCAAGUGUGCUAUAAGGAACUGGGUAGUUUCUAACUGGACAUGUGAAAUCCCAGAGGUGCAAAUCUGGAAUCCAGGGAGGGGUAAUAAGAAUAAGAAUAAGAAUAAGAAUAACAACAACAACAACAAUAACAACAACAAUAACAAUAAUAACAAUAACAAUAACAAUAAUUUAUUCUUUAUACCCGCCCAUCUACCUGGGUUUCCCAGCCACUGUGGGCGGCUUCCAACAAAGUAUUAAAGUACAGUGGUCUGUUAAACAUUAAAAGCUUACCUAAACAGGGCUGCCUUCAGAUGUCUUCUAAAAGUCUGGUAGUUGUUGUUCUCUUUGACAUCUGGGGGGGAGGGCGUUCCACAGGGCGGGCGCCACUACCAAGAAGGCCCUCUGCCUGGUUUCCUGUAGCUUUGCUUCUCACAGUGAGGGAACCACCAGAAGGCCCUUGGUGCUGGACCUCAGUGUCCGGUCAGAACGAUGGGGGUGGAGACGCUCCGUCAGGUAUACUGGACCAAGGCCGUUUAGGGCUUUAAAGGUCAGCACCAACACUUUGAAUUGUGCUUGGAAUUGUGCUUGGAUAUUAAAAUGGCCUUGCAUUUUAAGCAGUAGCCAUAAGAAGUGAAAAAGAAUGGCAUGCAAAGUGCGUGGAAACCCAUGCAGACACAGGAGUGGGCUGGGGCACUCUAUGCCUUCUCUGUGCCCUGCAAAAAGAUACCGCAAACUGCUGCAGGAGGGAGCGAGUUCUCUGUCCCUCUUCUGCCAGCUCCCAGCAGGCAGGUAAAUUCUUUUGCAGGCUAGUAACUAUUUGCAAGCCUGCUUUAAAGUGAAAUUUUUCCUUCUUUGCUACCAGAGAUCCAGAAAACCGGCUCCAACGAUGCCCUAGCUGCUCAAAAACCUCUGCACUUAUAUGACAUUCCCUAUGAAGCACCUGAGAACUGCAUGGACCCUGACCUGCAGCAACCACCUGGCGUGCAGUGCCGAUACUCGUGGCUGCCAGAAGACGAUGAGCGGCCACCGGAGGAAUAUGAUCAGCCCUGGGAGUGGAAAAAGGAGCGUAUCUCCAGGGUAUUUGCAGGCAAGUAGCCAAAGGGGGCAUUAGCACAGGGACUUUUUUUGGUUUGGGGGUUAGGUGAGAUUAGGCAGGCAUAAGACAAAAGACAGGGAGCCAGGAUGGAAUUUCAAUUCAGCUCUCAUUUAAAGGUGAACCUACCAAAUUUACACUUCCUGAAACAAUAGGCAAACUGAGACACAGCUGUUUUUCAAACUUAUUUGAGGUAAUGCAGUUCUGCAGCCACGUAACAUGUACAAAAAUGCAAAUAGCAGGGCAAAGCAGGCAUAUGAAUGCACAUAUUACUGAAAAUGACAUACCAAAUGCAUUAUAUUAGGGAAUCUUGCUGUGGGAAAAUGCGUAUAUUAGGCAAAAUUGCAUACAAAAGUAUGUGUAUUAGGAGAAAUCCACAAUAAAAUUCUGAUGAAUUUUACAAGGACUUUUCAAAAGAUCACAAUUUUAUAUGGAAAUGUAGCAAACUGAACGUAAGAUUGGAAACCUGACAAACCUUGAGAAACUGAAUAUGACAGAUUUGCCCGUCCCUAACAGAAUCCGCUUUAUUUAUGUUUUUGUGGUGGGAUGGAGAGCCAAGCUAAAAGUUAAACCAGCCUUCCGCAGUUUGGUGCGCAUCAGAUGCUUUGGACUGCAGCUUCUAUUAUCCCUGAUGGUUGGCCAUUCCAUCACUUUGGCUGGGCGUCUGGAUGUCCUAAUAUCUUUUUUUAUGUUGCUGUGGGGACUGACAGGUUGAUCUGAGCACCUCUUUGGGAGGGGGCUUUAAGCAAUUUCCCAUGCAGCAAUUUAUGCUGGCUGUUAGUCAGCAAGGCUACACCCAGGGCAUUUUUCUGCUGCUUGGGAAUAUCUAGCCAGCCUCCCUCCAGAAUUCUUUGUUUUCUCUCCUAAUGAUCCGUCCAGUUGAAAUCGAAGGAAUUCAGGAGCUGCCAUGGCCCCCGCCUGUUGGCCAGCUAGACAGUGCUGCGAACCACAUGGAUGCUGAGGGACCACCCACACUUCAGAGCAUCAGCGCCAGAUGCCUGCCGGCUGAUGCUCCGCCAAGCCUCCAGGAUACCAGCGCCAGCCUCCAGGACCCUGAAGCUCUGGCCAGACCCCUGGAUGUCAGUAGUGGGUAUCCACAAACCACACAAUCUUUGGGAUGGGAAUAUGGAUGCUCCAGCCAUUGAGAUAAUAUAGGCAGAGGGUCUGGGCAUUUGUGUGGCAGCAAUUUCUCCACAGACAUGCAAGACAACACAGGGUCCCACAAAUCUCUUCUUUUUAUCUUGUAUUUAAAGAUAAAGUUCCUAGACCUCAUGAUGAAUCUGGAAAAUGGGCAGCUCCUACUUCAAAGCACACAGCACAGUUAUGUGACUGAUACUUUUUACUGGACUCCUUUUUAUGCUUUUCAGGGAAGUAGCCGCAGGGGGCAUCGGUUUGCAGGGAAGAAUGCAAGGGGCCGUUGAACCCUUUUCUGGCCAGCAAUUUGUCCACUCAAAAUUGCCUCCUCCCGAGUUGGUCGACUCACUCCAUGGUAGAAAGCAUAUGUGGUCCCCACAUCCUUUCCCUGUUGAGAAGCAAAGCUGCUGGAGAGAUAUGUGGUUUUAGAGUGGCUGGCAGUGAAAGAUUUAAAGAGCCCUCGUCUCCCUAACCCUCUAGCUCCCUGAAGUUGCUUUUUCAUUUUUUAAAACACACCAAACCCGGGGGGAGGGUGGAAUUAUGGAAGUAGACAAAACAUGUUUUGGCCCUGAGAUACUGAAAAAGGUGAGGAAUGGGGCCUCCAGUGAUCAGGGGGUAGAUUUCCUGCUUGCAGUGAAUCUCUCAGACUACGUAACAGGCCUUGUGGUGCAACCCUGUGCACGCUUACUCAGAAGCAAGCCCCAUAGUGUUCAGUGGGGUUUUGUUGUUGUUGUUUAGUCGUUUAGUCGUGUCCGACUCUUCGUGACCCCAUGGACCAGGGAAUGCCAGGCACUCCUGUCUACCACUGCCUCCCGCAGUUUGGUCAAACUCAUGUUAGUAGCUUUGAGAACACUGUCCAACCAUCUCGUCCCUGUCUUCCCCUUCUACUUGUGCCCUCAACCUUUCCCAACAUCAGGACAGCAUUUUAUUAGCUCAGUUCCUUUGCAUGUUUACCGGAUAGCCCUGCCGUGUGAUCUCCUGUCACUUUUUUUCCACCUCCACCAUCUUCCUUUUUUGUCUCACGCCCUGAUGUUGCACUAUAAAUUCAGGGCUCCCAAGUUUCUUGCGCUCUUCCCCAAUCUGUUAUCCUGCUUUCUGAGUCACUCUUGUUCUGCACCUUGGGACCUGCCACCACAUGUUCCUUGUUUCAUGCAUACUCGUGCGUUUCUGCCCCAAGGUAAGGGAGCUGUGAAGAACCAACCUUGCACAGAGAAGAGGAGUAGCGCAUGCUGGCUGAGCAUGGAGCACGGGUUAGCUUUCGGUGAACGCGUCAAUCCCACUUUGCCGCUGGAGAGCCAAGCGUAAGUAGCUUGAGCAAAGGAGAGGAGGCUGGGACAGGGGCACUGGCUAUCUUCAUUGCAUGUCUAAUCACACACCAGGGCACCGACAACACCACAUACUUGGCCCCAUCCACCUUCCUCUGCUGAGUCUUGCGUGGUAGGAAUACAAGACUUUCAGCAAAACCCUGCUCUGGCCAUUUCUGUUGACAGAGACACCAAGCCGAUGUCCCACCCCAGAACUCAUUCUGGGCCUCUUAGCCAAUGAGCAGGGACUGAUGAUCACAAUCUGGACAAGAAUGGCAGUAGUGAAACGAGCUCAAAAAAAGAGAUCCGUGGCUCUUUGAAGGUUCAUCAUGGCAUUCAUUUUUGUGUGGAUAAAACCCAUUUCAUCAAAUGCUGUGGGGCAGAUAAGACCGGGGCCCCAAAUAACAGUUGUGAGUGUAAAGUGAGCUCCUGGGUGUUCCUGUGCUGUGCUUUGAAGUCUCGACACCGGAGCUUCAAAGUGCAGCAUCGCUUGACAUCAUAGUGACAUCAGGGGAUUGGCAAGUGGACAGGGGGCCUCCCACCUGCCACAUUUGGCUCAGCAUGGGUGGAGAGAUAAGGCCAGUAAAGGUUCUCCCCACCCAUACAAUAGAAGAACAAUAGCCAUACACAACAGCAACAACGGGUGAUUUGCACACCCGUCUUAGCUUUGCUGUGCUAUUUUAACAUCUACAGCUGGGGGAGAGAACCUUUGUUCCAACUGAGUCCUAAGCCCACUCCAUCAAUUUUAGUUGUGCAUUGGAGAUCAUGAGUUUCAUUCUGGAGCCUCCCUUUGAAUCUUUCUGAAGUGACAACGGUGGUACCCAAUCCAGGCUGAAAACCUUCAGGUGUCUUCUAUUUAUAUGGCUCCUUGUGGAGAAAUCCAUGCCUUGGUAUGUAGGCGCAUGUGGACCACAAACGAUUAUUAUUUAGUUUAUUUUAAAAUUAGUUUAGUAUCUCACGUCUCCAGCCGAAGGUUCCUGAAGGACCUCUCUAUAGGGGUAUGAGUGGAUGACUUCCUUUCUCCUCCACAGGUGGUAUCAUGGGACCUUGAGCCGAGUGGGUGCCGAGGGGCUACUGCGACUUUGCAGAGAGGCCAGUUACCUGGUGCGGAACAGUGAGAGCAGCCAUGAUGCCUUUUCCCUCUCCCUGAAGUGAGUGAGCGAGCAUUGAGGAUUCUGUAUGCAUUGUACUGUUCUGAGCUGACUAAAGUAGUUCACGGAGUUUCGUUGGGAAAGCCUGGCAGGGGCUCAGGGAGCAUUAGGAUGAAGUAAAUGGGCCGUGCAACAAAAAGGUUGCAAUCUGGAACUUGCUAAAGCUAAGCAGGUCUCGGUCUGGUUGGUAGGUGGAUGGGAGACCAUCCGGAAAUAAUAGUAAGUGGAAGGGGAGUGUAAUUUGAGUGGUUAAUAUGCAUUGGAACUUCACCAGACCUCAUGGAGAAUCUGCACAUAAACCAUCCAUGAAGAGGGGAAUGUGCACAUUUUUCGGUCAAUAUACAUACUCUCAAACUGGCAUGGGUAAACGCAUGGGCAGGCAAACUAAGGCCCAGGACUGGAUCUGGCCCAAUUGCCUUCUAAAUCUGGCCCAUGGAUGGUCCGGGAAUCAGCGUGUUUUUACAUGAGUAGAAAGUGCCCUUUUAUUUAAAAUGCAUCUCUGGGUUAUUUGUGGGGCCUGCCUGGUGUUUUUACAUGAGUAGAAUGUGUGCUUUUAUUUAAAAUGCAUCUCUGGGUUAUUUGUGGGGCAUAGGAAUUUGUUCAUUUUUUCCCUUCAAAAUAUAGUCCAGCCCCCCACAAGGUCUGAGGGACAGUGGACCAUCCCCCUGCUGAAAAAGUUUGCUGACCCCUGGGUAAACGUACAUAUUGUGGAUGAAUUUUGUACGCUCUUUGGGUAUGCAUAAUCUCCAACAAGCCUUGGGGAAUGUGCAUAUAUAUCAACUGUCUUUUGUACAUUUUCUAGGCAAUAUGCACAUUUUCUGGUCAGGAUGCAUAGUCUCUAAGAAACUUGCCUCCUUUACAGAAGUAUGCAAUCUGCACCUCUGGUCUGCUUCCUUCCCACUGCUUACUAUUUCAGGGCUCACGUUAUACUCUCCCACUGAGCAGCAGGAAGAAGGGAUGGAGCUCCAGAUAAAGAUCCAAUCCCCUUUUCCCCACCAAGCUACACAAGAGGAUUUUGAUGGAAAUUCCCUAUCCCAUGCCGCUUUUAAGCUUAGGAGAAAGCUCAAUACAUGGGGGUCAAUCAGCACUGGAAUUUCAGGGAGAGGGGAGGAUUUAACCAGCUGAGAGAGGGCUACCCAGCAGGGAAAAGAGGGCUGAAAGAGAAAGAGGCCCAGGACCUCUGAUCCAACCCACUGCUGACCCACCCACCUACCAUUCCUUCCCCUAGGAGCAGCCAAGGCUUCCUUCACAUGAAGCUCUUGCAGACUGAAGACCACAAGUUUGUCCUGGGCCAGCACAGCCCUCCGUUUGACAACGUACCUGAGAUCAUCCACCACUACGCCAGCCACAAGCUGCCCAUCCAGGGAGCAGAGCACAUGUCCCUGCUCUAUCCCGUCACCACGCAACCCUCCAGUUGCCUUGCAGCUGAGCAGUGA